Messenger RNA from Brenthis ino (lesser marbled fritillary), 729 nucleotides. NCBI's taxonomy places the organism in Eukaryota, Metazoa, Arthropoda, Insecta, Lepidoptera, Nymphalidae. The record is from the annotation of a GenBank genome assembly.
AUGCCUCCCAUACGCUUGAUUUUCCUUGCACUUGCGUUGGUUUAUAAAGUACAUGGCUUACAAGUAAAACAAUUAGACAUGGACAUCAUUUUAAAAUAUUAUGACCACUCAUAUAAAGAUUUGCAACAGAAACAUGAACAUCAUCCACAAGAAUAUAUUUUAAAGGACGACAACGAUGAUUUCACGCGUUUGAUUCAAAAUGUUGCAAAAAAUAUUGACAACGACCACAAAAAACGUACAUAUUUUAAUAAGCCACAGUAUUCAAACACAAAUGGCAAAGAAUAUUUUGAUAGAAAAAAUCAUUUAUGGAAAUUGUCUACAAAUAAUAAGAAAUUGCUUCCAUUAAACGAAAAAAUGCAUCGAGACUUGUAUGAAAAUAUACCAGCUAGUGGAAGCGAUUACUCUAAGCUUUAUGUAAUUCUUGAUCCUAAAGUUAACUUACCAAAAUCAGCUAUGAAAGAUAUAUCUGGCGUGAUCUCUUCGGUGCUUUCUAAAUCGGAUUCGUACAAAAAAUCGUCAGUUAAAGACCACAGCAAAAAAAUACAAUAUUACAAAGGAUUCGUAAUAAAAGAUAACAGACGGCGGAUUAAAGAGUCAAAGGAAACGUUCGCGUCGAAGGAUUCAUUGGAGUAUGAUUAUAAGCCGAAGAGAGGAAAGAGUGAUUACGGCGGGGGAGGACGCACAGCCAUCCCGUACAUACGACAUCGAGGCGACAUCUAUGAACGAGUG